Molecule: messenger RNA, 1500 nt
Organism: Auanema sp. JU1783
Lineage: Eukaryota; Metazoa; Nematoda; Chromadorea; Rhabditida; Rhabditidae
Source: the annotation of a GenBank genome assembly
AUGCUGCCGAUGACACCGAGUGCAGUACCCACAUUGCCAUCAGCUUUUGCUGCAUUUGCUGCUUCCCAGCUCCGAUCUCCGUUGGUUACACCAUCACCAUCUCUAGCACACAUCCUGCAAUCUCCACACUUCCAAAAUAUGCUUCAAUCGCAAGUUGCGGCAUUGCAAGCUCACCAAUUGGUUCAGAACAGUUUGGAACUGCCUUCCAAGUCGCCAAAAACGCCAACAAUCUAUCCAAGUGGACGGAAGAGAGUUGGCGGAUCAACUAUGAAAACUGCGAAAGUCUGGAGAUUUUUUGAUGAAUUGCCUACACCUGAACAAGCUGCGGAAUGUCGAAUUUGUCGAAAAAAAAUUAAAGCAACGAACAGCAGCACUACUGGAAUGAUUCGCCAUUUAAGGAGUUGUCAUGUUACAGAAUAUCAACUUGUUCAAGAAGCCCGACAGACUUGUAUGUUAAUGAAAAUGGAAGAAAAGGCUAAGGUUCAAAUGUUGAGAGAAAUGAACACAGAUGCUAUGAACAAUACGCGUCCCAUCACGAAAAAAAGUGACUCUGAACAGAAAAGUCCAUCAGCUUCAUCGUCUGCAUCAGACACAGCUUCUUCCACAACAUCGUCAGCAAUGUUCGCGCCGUUACCUCCAUUGCCUCCUCUGAUUGUUCCACAAGGCUUGCCUGCACCUAAGCCGGUUAAAGUAAUUCUCAAAAGUGAGAACGGAACAGAAAUUGAAGAUUCGAACGAGCAAGAUCAAACUACUACACUCUCUACGAAAUCUUCCGCAUUUGCUUCAAUCAAAUCUUCCCACAAAUCUAUUAGUGAUGAGGACGAUGAAUCAAAGAAACUAAACGCUCAGAUUGCCUUAAUGAUUUUGAUGGAUCAUCAAUCUCCAAAUAUUGUUGACAAGCCAGGUUUCCGUCAGCUAAUCAGAUUCCUGAAGCCAUCUCAUCAGCUGCCAUACUCGAACAGUUUCCAAAACGAACUCAUACCCGAAAUUCUUGCCCAGAUUCGGCAAUUCGGAGCUAUGAUGAUGCUGAAUAAUCCAAUUCCAAAUCCAUUUGAAACACUGACCAGCAUUCUUCCCCAAACAAACGAAAUUCAUAACAUGUCUUUCGGUUCAGAAUCCAGCAAAACCGAAGAAAAACGAGAAGAUGACAGUGAUUCUGCUUCUUCCGCUGACACAGAACAAGAUUUAUCGUCAAAAAUUGAUGUUUUGGCAAAUUAUUUGGGAACAAGCAUUCCUCAGGAAGAACUUUCCUCUUUGGUUUCUGUCUGUCAUAAUGUGUAUAACUAUUUCGAAGACCGACAGCAGCUAUUUUCUCAACUAUCAAUGGUUCGACCAUCAUCUGAACCUUCACAUCCAACGCUCCUGAAGGAGCUUCUUUUUGUGGCCUCAAAUUCGGAAGCCAUCAACAGUUAUAUCAGAUCGACACCCGAUAUGGAUAUUCUGCCAAUCUCAGAUUCUCAAAGACGUCUUCUCUCAGAAUUAUUGCCUAAACACUGUUGA